AAAAAGUAACAAACAAAAACCAGUGUAAACAAAUAGUAUUUUUGCCAAAUUAAAAGCAAAAAAUACGGCGAUCUAAAGAAGAUUUAUUCAGAUUGCAGCAUGGCAAAUCAGGAAAGCCAGUUGAAUAUUACUGAGGAGGAAUUGGAGAGAUUUCAAAAGGCCAUGAAAAAUGAGGAAUUUCGAAAGAUGUUCAGUGAAUAUGCUCAAGAAAUCUCCAAUCCAGAAAAUAAGAAGAAAUAUGAAGAGGAAAUUGCACAGCUUGAAGCUGAGAGAGGAAUGGAUGUGAAAUUUAUAAAUCCACAGGAUGGACUGGUUGUGAAGACAUCGAUUAAAAGCAAUGCUGAAAACAUGAAAGCUUUCAUCAAUAUAUGUCAGAGUGAUGCUGUUACUAAGGCAACUUGUGAGGAAAGCAACAAAACUGUUGAUGAAAGAAGUGUCAAAGGACAGCAGUGGUCAAUACCGUACAGUUUAAAUCAACCUAGGGAAGAUUUAGACAAAGCGGGAAAGAAAUGUAAAGUUUAUGAUGUCAUUUUUCAUACAGAAACAUAUAAAAUGGGACAAGAGGAUCCUCGUUUUAAACAGCUUAUUUUUGAUACCGCGUUUGACGCAAUUGAGAGAAAUUGGAGUGUCAAAGUGGACAGAAAAAAUUUGAAAUAUCCGAAAAUAAAAUUCAAAGGAACGAAAACAUCAAGCGUUAUACGAACGGCUAAUGACAAGGGCGUAAAAACUAGCGGAGCAGACAUUGAGAUUGGGGGCAAAAAACUACCGUAUCCGUAUAAAGAUAAGCCAAUAGAAUGUACAGAAAAGACGAAUGAAGCGUCAAAUGAUAUUGCCGAUGAUUCAAUCGACCGUUCCUCUACACCAGAAUAUUCCAUCGUGCAUCGUGGACAUUUGGAUCUUCAGAACUUUACCAACGCAAGAGAUUCAAGAACCAGUACCAGACCUCAGGAGUUGGUCGUAAAUAUAGAACUACCACUUUGUGCGACAUCCUCAGGAGUUGAUUUGGAUAUUUUUGAGAAGAAACUAAUACUUGACAGUUCUGAUCCCAAAUAUCAUUUGGACGUAACUCUUCCAUACCCUGUCAACGAAGACGAAGGACGCGCUCAGUUUGAUAAAAGCAAGAGAAGACUCAUCGUGACCUUGCCCGUAAUACCUGCACCACCUGCCGUUCUAAACGGAUACGCGGAUAGCGAGGCUGCGGACACCAAAGGGAACGGCUUGGUGACUGAAAUCGCUGACGGUGAUCAAGACUGCAGCUCGCCUGUUGUGAGUGAGGGUGUAGCUUGUUCUGGUAAUAGCGAUAGUGUUGGUGACCACAGUGGUGGUAAUGUUGAUGAAGGGAUUGGUGUUAUUGGCGAUGAUGGUACCAGUACCAAGACUAGCGGUCAUAAUGGUGCCAGCAAUUGUGAAAUUAUCGGUGAUAAACGUGAAAGUGGUGGUUCUAAAAACAUUGAAAAUGGGUUAAACAAUUUACAGGCUGAUACUACAGACGUACUCCAGAGCGCUUGCACAGGUGCAAAUGAAGAACAACGAACAAAAAGCAAUUCAGGUGUCACAUGUCCGGUCUUCACGACUCCUCCGUAUUCAUUUCAUCAAAAUAAUGAAUGUGUCACUUUCGUUCUUCACGUUCCUAAUGUUUCCCUGGAUACCAUGUCACUGGGAUUUAAUGGAAAUAAGUGUUGUAUUAACUUCCCUUCGACGUCCAUCACGGCGACAGAUUUUCUUUCCCCUGGCUACGCUUUACACGUUCAAUUUCCGAACGAGUGUCUGAUCGAUUCCGAGAAAUCAACUGUUGAUUUAAACGAGACAAACUUGGUGGUGGUUCUGUACAAAAAGGAGAACUGUGUUGGAAUGUGGCAAUGGUGUAUGAUUGGUUCAGACGAAUCCACACUACAGAAGAAAUUGUUUUUGACCGAAGAGACUUUGAAAGAUUCAUUGAAUGAAGUUAAAGAUGAGUGGCAGGUGAACGAACCAAUCACUCUGAGGCACAAAAUCGAAAGUUGCAGCGACGAGGAAUCCGUGAUUCGCGUCGACAUCCGGCGGGAAAACAGCGCGGUCGUUGCCGAGGAUAUGGGAAAUGUUUUGACAAAUGUCGACGACAUUUUGUUUAGCGAAGUUAAAGAUGGUGGCAGCGAUGCAGUGUCUGAGGAUGCAGUGCAGUGCACAGACAACACCAGUGAGGAUUUAAAGAGAGAUACAGCGGACACAAAAAACGAUCCAGUGAUAGUGAAUCAUGCCGAUCUUAAAGAGGUGGAAGUGAUCGAUGAGAUUUAUGAUGACAAUGAUGUUCUGAACGAACCCACGAGACUUAGCACAGUGCAAGAAGACGAUCUGGCGGAUGAGGUGAAAAACGAAACUACGUCGGGCAAUGCCGAAUUGCAAAAAGCGCGUGCCAUUAAGUGCCGGAAAAACCGUCGCCGACGUCGACGGAGUACGGGCAGCCACGAUCAGUCGUCGUCGGUAAGCGAGGAUGAUGAUGGGUCCACGAGACGCGGAAAACAGCGCGAAAAACACGCGAGACGUUCACGCAUGUCGCGGUCACUUUCUUUCGGAAGCAGCGCAGACUCACACGAUGAUUAUGAUGCGGAACACAACGGACAUCGUGUGCGAUUCAAUCCCGUGCCAGAAGUCCACGUGUUCAGUAAUAGGGCCGACAAAAGGAAAUGGAAAGAAUUAAGGAAACAGCAAUUACUAAAUGGAAGCUCAGAAUUGGAGAGAACCCAACGGGACAAAACGAACAAUGACACGAUUUGUAAAUUGAAAUCCUCGUUGAAAGACACUCGUUCCAGUGCCAGCUCAGAUGAUGGAAACGCUAAAGAAUUGACUAAAGACAUUAUCGGUGAUGGUGAUGAUCAUGAUAUUGACGAUAAUCAAGAUGGUAAGGAUCAGAAUGGCGAUAAUGAUGAUAAUGAAGAUGACAUUGGUGGAUCGUUUGUUAAAGUUGAAAAACCAGAGCUAACCAACCAGUUGAUAUUUGACUUAGACGAUUGAUUCUAAAUUUCUUGUGAUUCAUACUGCGUUUGCAAAUUUUUUUCAAUGUGAAUCGGUGGUUCAGUGAGAGAGUGUAGCUCUAACGCUCUAGCAUGAAGCGACUAUUGUGAACUUGAGAACUGUUCCACAUGUUUUUUGGUCUGUGUAAAUGCGGGUGAAACUAAGAAGCUAGUGUGUUUUAACUUUAGUUAACCAGCAGUGCAAGAUUUUACUAUUUUACGAAGGUGACGCAAGCACUAUGGAAUUGGCUUUUGAUUGUGAAGUUGUCAAACUUUUUCGCUGCGAUAAACGCAGAAUUUUCAGUGAAAUAUUUUAAAAAUGAGUUGAACGAUACUGUCUAAAACUUAGCUUGGUCCCGUUUAAUAGUGCUUGUCCUGGUUCCUAGCCUCUGCUCUCAGAAAAUCAGCAGUACUAGGACGAAAAUGUGUAAACUAUGGUUGAGUCCUGACUGUCUGAUACGAAUCUGAUUGUUUUUUACCCGAUGUUAAAAAACAUUUUUCGUCUUGAAGAGAAAUGUAGCGAAGCUUAUUUCUUAUGAAAUAAACGUCUGUGAAA
Messenger RNA from Dendronephthya gigantea, 3546 nucleotides. RefSeq names its product protein kintoun-like. Lineage: Eukaryota; Metazoa; Cnidaria; Anthozoa; Malacalcyonacea; Nephtheidae. Gene Ontology annotation, cellular component: cytoplasm. The transcript is spliced from 18 exons. Bases 100 to 2991 code for a protein of 963 amino acids. The record is from RefSeq and is a predicted model, not a curated record. Gene Ontology annotation, biological process: axonemal dynein complex assembly.